Molecule: messenger RNA, 4644 nt
Organism: Nematolebias whitei (Rio pearlfish)
Lineage: Eukaryota; Metazoa; Chordata; Actinopteri; Cyprinodontiformes; Rivulidae
Gene: sgsm1a
Product: small G protein signaling modulator 1a
Exons: 25
Coding region: 1-3924 (1307 amino acids)
Biological process (GO): activation of GTPase activity
Molecular function (GO): GTPase activator activity
Source: RefSeq, a predicted model, not a curated record
AUGUCUCAAGUGAAGCAGAUUAUGGAGGAAGCCGUCACCAGGAAGUUUGUUCACGAAGACAGCAGCCACAUUGUGUCUUUCUGCGCUGCGGUGGAGGCUUGUGUUCUGCAUGGGCUGAGACGGCGAGCUGCGGGGUUUUUGCGUAGCAACAAGAUAGCAGCGCUCUUCAUGAAGGUGGGGAAAAGCUUCCCCCCAGCUGAAGAGCUUUGCAGGAAGGCCCAGGAGCUGGAACAGAUCAUGGAGACCAAACGAAGCCAAAGCUUGCAAAGUCAAGACGGUCUUCGGAAGAUGCCUCGGCUGCCCAGCCUCAACCCACCGGGAGUCAAGAACCUGUGGAUCAGGACUGCUCUGUUCGAGAAAGUGCUGGAUAAGAUCGUCCUCUACCUGGUGGAGAACAGCAGUAAAUACUAUGAGAAAGAAGCUUUCCUAAUGGACCUUGUAGAUGGACCUAUUCUGGCAUCAUUGUUGGUCGGACCUUGUGCGUUGGAGUACACCAAGAUGAAAACGGCAGAUCACUUCUGGACAGACCCGUCUGCUGACGAGCUGGUUCAGAGACAUCGCAUCCACAGUGGCCUCUGCAGGCAGGAUUCUCCCACCAAGAGACCGGCGUUGUGUAUCCAGAAGCGACACUCCAGCAGCAGCAUGGAUGAGCGGCCUUCCCCUUCCCCGUCAGCUCGAGACUACGUGGAGUCUCUGCAUCAGAACAGCAGGGCGACGCUGCUUUUUGGCAAGAACAACGUGCUCGUACAACCGAGGGAUGACAUGGAGGCUAUCCCAGGUUACCUCUCCUUGCAUCAGACUGCUGACAUCAUGACGCUAAAGUGGACACCCAAUCAGCUCAUGAACGGUUCUGUUGGAGACUUAGACUACGAACGCAGCGUGUACUGGGACUACGCCAUGACAAUCCCUUUAGAGGAGAUAGUUUAUUUGCACUGUCAUCAACAAGUGGACAGUGGGGGGACGGUGGUGCUGGUCAGCCAGGAUGGCAUCCAGAGACCUCCACUCCGCUUCCCCAGAGGAGGCCAUCUGCUCCAGUUCCUGUCCUGCCUGGAGAACGGCCUGCUCCCCCAUGGUCAGCUGGACCCUCCACUUUGGUCCCAGAGGGGAAAGGGAAAGGUAUUUCCUAAACUGAAGAAGAGGGUACCUCCAGGAUCCAGCUCCUCAGACUCGGUCUCGGACAAAGAAGAGGACGAGGCCACGGACUAUGUCUUCCGCAUAAUUUUUCCAAACAGCCAAUCAGAAUUCGUGACUGUAACCCAUCGUCUCCAUCUGACCUCUUCUUUCUCCCUUGAACUGAGUGGACAGUCCAGCUCCCAAACAGGGACCCAGGUUGUGCCCAGGAGGCCCUGCUGCUGUCAGGAAGAAUCGCCCUCACUCACAGGAAGCAGCUUGACUCCUCCGGAUCUGAUGGAUCACGGAGCGGUGAUGUGGCACCCCACACUCGUAAAGUCGUCGUGUUCCUCCUGCUCUCGGGGGAGCUUCUCUGAUGGCGUUGCUCAUAAAGGAUGUAACUACGAGAGGACUCCUCUGAAGCUGCUCUGUGACAGCAUGAAGUAUCAAAUCAUCUCCAGGGCAUUUUACGGAUGGCUGGCAUACUGCCGUCACCUGUCCACCGUGCGGACGCACCUCUCUGCUCUCGUCAAUCACGCCAUCGUGACGCCCAACGCACCCUGUGACGCCUCAGAGGGGCUCACGGCAGUCGUGUGGCAGACGUUCCUCCAGGACUCCACAUCAUAUAAGGAGCAGGAGCUGCUUCGUUUGGUCUACUUCGGUGGCGUGGACCCCUCUCUGCGUAAGGAGGUGUGGCCCUUCCUGCUGGGUCAUUACCAGAUCGGGAUGUCCGAGGCUGACAGGAAGGAGGUGGAUGAGGAAGUCCGGGCCUACUACCAGCAGACGAUGGAUGAGUGGCUGGGCUGUGAGGAGAUUGUCCGUCAGCGAGAGAAGGAGCAGCACGCUGCAGCUUUGGCCAAGUGCUCCUCUGGGGCGAGCAUGGACAGCUCCUGUCAGAGGAUGACCCAUCAUGACUCCACCGUGAGCAACGAGUCCCACUCUUCUCAGAGCUCUGAUAGGCAGAGUCUGGCUCACCUGCAGAGUGAUUCCAGCAGCAGCACACAGUUCUUCACAUCCUCCCAUCCCUUCCCCUGGAGUAGUCUGCUUCCCUUUGGCUUGUUCUUUCAGGUGUUUGAGUCUGUGGAGGAGGUGGACCAGAUCGAGGUGGAGUCAAAGAGCGAAGAGGCCAAGCAGGUGCCCAAGGUGCCCAACGGAGCUCUGCAGAACGAGACGAGUUCUCCCGACUCCGGGCAUCCGUCCUCACGAAACUUCUCCAUCACCUCUGGCUUGUCAGAUGGCUCCUUCAGCACGGAGGACAGCGCUGCGCCUGAUGCGACCCAGAGGGCUGCACCUCAGGCCUCACAGAGCUCUGUGAAACCUGCAGAGGGAGACGGUGAAGCCCUGACAACAGAAAGCCAGGCGACAAAUGAUAAGGGCAAAGGAGAGGAAGAGAAAGCUUUUGUUGUGAGCAAAAGUGCAGAAACUACUAGCACCGAGGUGAUUUCUGGAAAGACGGACAAAGAAGGAGUAAGUCUGCUGCCUGAAACAGCAGAAAACAUCGAGUCGGAAACAAGCUCUCUGCUUAAUGAGAAUACUAAACAAACUAAAACGUCAGCGUCAUCGAAAACUGGAAAAGACGGGACUGAUGAGACGACGUUGACAGUAACAGCAGCUGCUGCACAAUCCAAAGAAGCUGCCCAACAAAGUCCUCACAAAAAAGUGGUUGUGAACGUCAAGGAGACUCCUGAACCUGAAGACAAAAAAGUUAAAACAGUGAAGGAAAUGGACAAAUCAAAAACAAGUUCAGAGGUUUCACAAGAAACUUUCACAGGCCACAGAGCCCCUGAGGAGGAAAAGAGUCUCACGUGUUCUGCAGGAGCCCGAGUCUUGAGAGCCGGAGGAGUCCACGCUCAGAAAGAAGAGUUCCAGGCUACGACCAGCUCCGAUGAGUCUCCCUCAACCGUAGAGAUGGAGGAAGUCCUCAAAGCCAACGUUUCCAUGGCGCCUUGGGGCAGGAAGAGAUAUUGUGAGACGUCAACCUUUCCUGAGGAUCCACGGUCUCAUGUGGAGCGCAGGCAGGAGGAGAAGCUGAGUCCAGAGGGCACAGAGUCCAUCUCAGAGCUCGAGAUGGAGAGCCUUUACCCUCCGAUGGCCGCAGAUGAAAACACAAAAAUCGAGGAGUCGACUGGGAGCCCUUACUCUCAAGAGCUGUUGGAUUUAUACACUCUAAACCUGCACCGCAUUGAUAAGGACGUCCAGCGCUGUGACAGGAACUACUGCUACUUCACCCCGGCCAACCUGGAGAAGCUGCGCAACAUCAUGUGCAGCUACAUCUGGAGGCACCUCGACAUCGGAUACGUGCAGGGAAUGUGUGAUCUGCUGGCUCCGCUCCUCGUCAUCCUGGAUGAUGAGGCCAAGGCUUUCAGCUGCUUCAGCAAACUCAUGAAGAGAAUGAACCAAAACUUUCCACACGGGGGGGCUAUGGACACUCACUUUGCAAACAUGCGCUCUCUAAUCCAGAUUCUGGACUCUGAGCUGUUUGAGUUAAUGCACCAAAACGGAGACUACACCCACUUCUACUUCUGCUACCGCUGGUUUCUCCUGGACUUCAAACGAGAGCUGGUGUAUGACGACGUGUUCACAGUCUGGGAAACUAUCUGGGCAGCCAAGCACGUCUCCUCGAGUCACUUUGUCCUCUUCAUCGCCCUGGCGCUGGUGGAGAUGUACAGAGACAUCAUCCUGGAGAACAACAUGGACUUCACCGACAUCAUUAAGUUCUUCAAUGAAAUGGCUGAGCGCCACAACAUCAAACAGACUUUAACUCUGGCCAGAGACCUGGUGUGCAAGGUGCAGCUGCUGAUAGAGAACAAGUGAUGGAUGUUUUUCGUCCUCGCCUCCUUCUGUGUAAAAUGUCAAUGGCUGUAGUAGCACAAGAGUAAAGUACACCCAUCUCACACAUCAACCCUACACAAAGCCUUUUACAAUCACAGUUUGCUGCUAUGAGCCUUACUGCCUGCAUCCUCGCCCACGUGACGAGAAGAGCAUCUGUGCGAGCUCACUUAAUAUCUUAAGAAGUCGCACAGUUCAAGCCAAAACACGCUGAAUUCAAACAGAGGCUAUAUUUAUGAGAAAGAUAGAUUGUUAUAAAUUAUUUUAAUACCUGACAAGUUUAAAAAGUCAUAUACCUUCCUCUUCUUGUCCCUUGAUGAAAGAAAAACAAAUGUCAACAGGUUUUUAAUGUUCUUUACGCACAACAUUUUCAGGAAUCAAACUUAGCUUCCCACAGGCUGCAACAUAAUCCAAAUUCCAUGUACCCACUCCAGAUGUAGAACAAUUAAGUGUCUUUUUUUUAAUUGAUUUAACAACCAACAGUGUUUACAGCGUUCAUAAACUGCCUUGCCUGCCUGAUAGGAUGUCUCAUUCUAUAAGAAUUGUUGUGUCCGCCAAGAAAAAGGUGUUUAGAUUAUGGCAGGACUUGUAUAUUUAUAGCCCUAAUGAUGUCUGGGCAUAAAGUAAUAUCUUUAAACAAGCUUAAUUUCAUGAUCUUUACCAGUUGUUUUGCAUUAUGAAGUGAACUUAUUUAUAAUUUGUCAU